This is a messenger RNA of Synchytrium microbalum, 1077 nucleotides long. RefSeq names its product phosphatidate cytidylyltransferase (gene CDS1). Bases 1 to 1077 code for a protein of 358 amino acids. Gene Ontology annotation, molecular function: phosphatidate cytidylyltransferase activity. Lineage: Eukaryota; Fungi; Chytridiomycota; Chytridiomycetes; Synchytriales; Synchytriaceae. The record is from RefSeq and is a predicted model, not a curated record. The transcript is spliced from 7 exons. Gene Ontology annotation, biological process: cardiolipin biosynthetic process; CDP-diacylglycerol biosynthetic process. Gene Ontology annotation, cellular component: mitochondrion.
AUGCAAGGAACUGUACGUGUCUGGGGUAAAUUGGCACGAAUACGAUCAUGUCGCCACUAUUCUGUACCAUCUGCUACUGCUAUACACGCGAAUCUGGACCCAUUCACUGAAAUACUGAAAACAUUUGAUGCUCCAAUUCGUUAUGCUGUUGCGUACGGGUCGGCUGUGUUUCCUCAAAAGGAAACGAAGAAGGAAAACAGUAUGAUCGAUUUCAUAUUUGGAGUCACGCAUCCUGAACAUUGGCACUCUCUAAACAUUCGACAACACCGCCAUCAUUACUCGGUGGUCGCCAAUCUUGGAAGCAGAACUGUUGCUGUGCUGCAGGAAAGGUUUGGUGCUGGGUUAUACUACAAUCCUGAUGUCACAGUCAAUGGAGUGAGGAUCAAGUAUGGUGUCAUUUCUAUGGAGACGCUAUUACAAGAUCUAAAGUAUUGGGAAACGUUAUAUGUUGCUGGACGAAUGCAAAAACCUCUUGCCGUCUUACGAGAUGAUGCUCGUGUGAGUCUAGCAAAUCAGCAAAACUUGAGGAAUGCUGUUCGAACUGCUCUUCUUCUUCUACCUCACGAGUUUACAGAAGAAGACCUGUUCCUCACCAUUGUUGCAUUAUCAUAUCAUGGUGAUUUCAGGAUGAGUGUGGGAGAGAACCCACGCAAAGUGUAUAAUAUCGUCCAUGGCCAGUUCUCUCAAUUACAGGAUCUGUAUAAGCCUGUUGUAGAGAAUCUUCCCAACGUGUCAUAUGCCUAUGAUGAUAAACUUCAGCAAGACGAAGAUGUCAAGUUGAAGGGAAUCAUGCUGCAACAGCUUCCGCCUCGAUUUCUUGACCGAAUUCGACACCAUCACAGGUGGUAUCUCUCGCGAGCUGGACUUCAAAAUCAAGCGCCUCAAGGCGAACCAGACUUCUCUAGGUCCAUAGCUGAGUCGCCGGAAUUGUCUUUAUAUACCCAAAAAGCUUUGGCUGAAACCAUUUGGUGGCCGGCACUUACACAAUCUAUUAAAGGUAUACUGACAGGUGGACUGUCACGAAGCUGGCAGUACGUUCUUGCCAAAAUGAAGAAAAGAUAUGGCAAGUCAAAAUGA